Corvus hawaiiensis (hawaiian crow) is the source of this 2477-nucleotide messenger RNA. It is a transcript of the gene CLDND1, whose product is annotated as claudin domain containing 1. The record is from RefSeq and is a predicted model, not a curated record. The coding region runs from base 296 to 1051 and encodes 251 amino acids. NCBI's taxonomy places the organism in Eukaryota, Metazoa, Chordata, Aves, Passeriformes, Corvidae. Gene Ontology annotation, cellular component: membrane. The transcript has 6 exons.
AAGCUGAAUGAAUGGAACAGUCAGGGCAGAAGGGAGGUUUGUGUUUCAUGCUCUCGACUGGCCACAGGACACAAACAACACUGUGCCUCUGAAGCCAUCUGGAAGCAUUGGAGCUGUGUGUCCUGAGCGGCUCUGUGCGUCUCUGAAGUUGCUGUUUCAGGGAGAGCAGCCAGUGCAGUGUGACUGGGAGAGCACACUCUCCAGGAUAUUAUCCCUACUUGGAACUUGAAGACCCAGUGGAUGCUGGCCAGCACUGUAGAUUUGCUCAGUGUUCCUUUGAUUCUAGCAGGGCGCCAUGAUGGAUAACCGGUUUGCUACCGCGCUGGUGAUCGCCUGCGUGCUCAGCCUCAUCUCCACCAUCUACAUGGCAGCCUCCAUUGGCACCGACUUCUGGUACGAAUACCACACCCUGUCCCCAGCCGAGAAUGUGAGUGAAGCUGGUAGAAGCAUCUGGGAGGAGUUUGUCAGCAAAGAUGCAGAUGAGAAGACCUACACAGAUGCGCUCUUCCGGUGCAACGGCACGGUUGGACUGUGGCGGAGAUGUAUCACUGUACCCAAAAACUCUCACUGGUACAGCCCACCAGAAACCGAUAUGACUACAAACUGCAUCAGUUUCUCGCUCUCUGAUCAGUUUGUAGAAAAGUACAUAGAGCCUGGAAAUCACAACAGUGGCACGGAUUUGAAUCGGACUUAUCUCUGGCGAUUGCAGUUUCUCCUGCCCUUUGUCAGCAUCGGCCUCAUGUGCUUUGGGGCUCUGAUUGGGCUCUGUGCUUGUGCCUGUCGCAGCCUUUACCCGGCCAUUGCCACUGGGGUCCUGCAUUUCCUAGCAGGGCUGUGUACACUGGGCCUUGUUGGCUGCUAUGUAGCUGGGAUUGAGCUGCUCCAUAGGAAGCUGCCUCUGCCAGAGGAUGUGAGGGGUGAAUUCGGCUGGUCCUUCUGCCUCGCCUGUGUGUCCGCACCUUUGCAGUUCAUGGCAGCUGCUCUUUUCAUCUGGGCAGCUCGCACCAACAGGAAGGAAUUCACCCUCCUGAAAGCCUACCGUGUGGCAUGAGUGCUGCUACUGCAGUCUGGGGUUUCCAUGUUAGAGCCUCUUCUCCCCAGCCCUUACUACUUUUUUCUUUUAGUCAGAAUUUUAUCAUGUACUGCAUGCUUCUUGCCAGUCGACAAUUUAGCCUGCAGGCCCUGAAGACAAAGACCUCUGGGCUAAAUGACCAAACCCUGCCAGAAGUCUGCAGAACUUUAACAGGUUUUUUAAUUGGGUUUUUUUAAGAAUUGUUAUUAUUUUUUAAACUACAUUUGGUUGUUGACAGUUCCCCUUAGUUAGGUGUACAGGCCCCUUCCUAAUUUUAUUACCCUGUCAGCCUGGAGAAAAUAGAAGUGGUGUUGUGAGGUGGAAGAGAGAUAGGAAAAGGUGCAGGUAUGCAAGAAUGGGAACUUCAAUGCACAAAUAAUACAUAAUGAGGAGCUGUCUGCCAUGUGACUGAAGCUGGCAGUACCUACAGGGAGCACCCGAGAGACAUGGGGGAAUUCAGAAACCUCUGUUAAGAAAAUACUGUAGCUAAAUCAGUCUGUAGCUCAGAUCUGGGUCUCCUAUUGUCACUAGUUUGCUGUGUUUUGUGGCAUCUGCCAAAACAGCUGGAGGGAGAGCAGGCAGCUGUGGCAGUGCCUGUACAGCACACCCUCCUGAAUGCACACUGUGCACUUGCUUCUGCCAAGGAGUAGGAUAAGAUGGCCCUCAUGGAGCUCUGUCCUGCUGUAGCUCCACUGCUUCCAGGACCCAGGCUAGUUUGGUAUCUGCACUACAUGUGAUUGUGCACUCUACUCUUAAUUUGUGGUGCUUUUGCUUGAUGUGGAAUAAGGCUUCUCUUUUGUUGAAAAUUACUUCAUCACAAGUUUUCUGGUUUUAAUUUGGUUUAGUGUAUGUGUGUAUAUGUACAUAUAUAAACUUAACUUUUUUUAAACCUCACCUGUUUAUCCUUUAUAGCACACAACAGGGUUUUUUUAAAAGGUGCUGUUCUUUCCCCAUCUUGUUUAAGUUAAAUAAUAAUAAUAAUAAUAAUAAUAAUAAAGACUCAGAAAUUUUCAGCUUUGCAUGAAUCUGAUGGGAGGGUAAGGGAAUGAUCUAGAGCUGAUUUUACUUGGAGAAAGAGGAGCCAGUGUCUAGAUCAUUCUCUCUUUUCAUGGAAGUAUCACCAGAAACCAUGACAUUAGAUUGGAUUUUUUUUAAUGAAAUUCUUGGACUCCUGCUAACUUUAAAUUUUUUCCUGCUCAUCACUGGUGGUCACAACAGCCCAUAAUUUCUAAUUAAUUCAAAAAUGUUAUAUUUAUUCUAAAUCACUGCCACUCUAGCCAGACUGGGUGACAUGUCAUAUCUAGGAAACAAUGUUCCAAGACUAAACUGUUUAAUUCUGAGGCCUUAGCUCACCUUGUUUCCUUACUUCAUGCUUAAUAAAGGAAGUAUGCCUUAGGAGAAGUAA